CGGAAGCGGCCCAAUGGGCGGGCGCGUUGUUGAGUUGCGGGGUCGGUAGCGGCUGGAGGAGAGGAGAAGCGUGGAGGCUGCCUGAAAUUCUGGAACUGCGCUGAAAGGUAACUGGAAGUUAAGGGUUUUCUUGAGACCUGCGUUUCCAUUGAGGUUACUGCUUCGUUACAUCCAGUGCCUGUUCCUGGAGAGCUUGGAGUUUGGCGUGCUGUGGCUAUAUAAUUAUGAAGUGUUGAUUGCGUGACUAUCUGAAUAAUUAUUUUUUUUCUUUAUGUAUGCUUCGAGGUUGAGUACAUUGUGCCCUUUAUCUGGAAAGAAACUGAUAAAGACAACCACUCAGUCACUGACUUACAAAGGCUUACACCAUCUCUGUAUUCUAGAUACUACUAUAAUGUUACUUAUUUAUAGCAUAACAGAAAUGCCAGGAUACUGAUUUUUGACAUGCUUAUAAGAAUCAGAAUAAACCCUGUUUUAUAACAUGGUAUUGACAGAAUUUUAGGACAGACUGCAGGUUUGAUUUUUGUUUUUAGUAUCUGAUGAAAAGAUGUUUCUGGGUUUCAUUUUUUUUAUGGGGAUAUUGGGAGAGCACGAGAAGGGUUCCAGGAAGAAUGCCAUUAUCGUGUUAUUAACAGUGAAACUGUUCUAAAUACUGUGCCAUCUGUUUAAUCCAGACUGCCUCUGUCUGGUUUCAGCACUGAAUGUUUUUCCCUGGGAGGUAAAGUCUGCAAGAUACAAUGUCAGAGUGAGAGGAGAUGCGUUUGUUUUUUUGUAACGUGUUGGAGGAUGGAACUGGGGAAGGAUUCUUUAUCUGUUGGGUAUCAGGGAGUUAAAUCUCCAUCACAUGGACAAUGAUCUGUCUGAUACCUGUGAAGUAUUUCUCCUUUCUUGUAGUGUCAGAAAGCUACCGGCUAUGUGCUCAGUAUCUAGUGUUGCUGUGGAAUGUUGAUAUUUUCCUCUGAAAUAUUUUUCAGUGAUCUGUAAACACGUUAGAUACCAAACAAAAUAGUUUUCUUUGUGAUGGAAAAAGGUAAGGUCAUGGCCUUGUGUUUUGUUUUGUUUGCUUGUUUUGUUUUUCAUAGUGUAUUUAAGUAUGGCUUGAUGAUUUAUCCAUGAAGCCAUACUUUACCGAUAUUGCCAAGCCUAUCAGCUUCUACGUUCAGUACUGAUCACAGCGGAUUGACUUUGUGUGACUCAUUGUAGUCAAACAGAAUUAUAGGGGCGGAGUACACUCUGCAAGAUUCACCUUCAAAUACACUGCAAAUUUCAGGGUUGAACAAGGUUUUGGUAUCUGUUUCCCCCCACCCAAGUACAUAAAACCUCUUGAUAGGACUAACUUUGUGCAGUUUAUUGAUUUGCUCUAGAGUGAGAUUGCUUAAUGUCUUGCUUCCUAAAUUUCCUUUUCUUGCAGUAUGUGCUGUACUCUUUCUUUCCAAAAUAAAAGACUGCAGAUAUGGGGGAUGUGAUGUUUUGGGGAUAUAGAAAGCUUUCUGAAGCUGUAUCUUCACCAAAUAAGUGAGUUUAGAUAAUUUUAAGGGACCUCAGUGUCUUGUUAUAGCCUGUUUUUGAGAAGUAAACUUCAAUUGUUAGGGCUGGAACUAUAGUGUAGACAAGGAGUUAACAUAAAGAAGAGAAAUUUUUGUCUUAUGUAGAACAUACUGGAUAUCCUUUAGGAAGAGAAGGUCAUUGGGAUUCUGUGUACAAAUAAUCAGUACUUGUUAUGGUUAAUUCAGUUGCUUUUUUUUUCUUUGCUACUGUUCAUGGUGGUGAUAAUUUCUGAAAAUAAAGUGUUCUAGGAUACAGUUACAUUAGUGUCUAUCCAGCCACCCUAGUUGUGAUUAGCUGGAGUUCCUGCUUAUGUUAGUAGGUUAGGGGAAGGUGGCAAGGCUUUCUUGAUAGCUUUCAGAAGCCUGUGUUUCCAGAACUUUUUGUUGAUGUAUGUUCUAGAUUAACAGAUUAAUUGUUGGUACUAUUCUUCUCUGCCUGUGCACACUAACAUUCUCCUUAUCAGUGAUUUGUACUGAGUAGUAUGCUCUUCCAGAUUAGUUUCUGGAGUAGAGAGCUGCAUGACAGACAGUGACUUGAAUUUUUUUCAACUUUGACAUGACAAGAGGUGUGUUUUGUUUUUUUUUUCCACUUAAUGUGUUAAUACAUACUUGAAUUGCUUAAAACUAAAUACUACGUAUUUUUCUCCUGAAAUUGCAUGUUACUUUCUCAGGCUCUAUGUUGGUUAUUUAUACUUCACCGGAAGCCUGUUGUUGUUCAAAUAAAAUUGUCAUUCCUGCUUUAAUUGCUGUAAUGAUGAAAAAGGUUUUUCCUUAGUCCACCUUGGUUUCUUUAGAUGUUUGUUUGUUUUUUUUUUUUUAAAAAAAAAGGCUAUGAAAGGCGGGAAAGUAAGUUACCUUCUCAGGCUGCAGUAGAGCUAAAUAUUUCAUGGAUUGUAUUAUAAUGUCAAACCACUGUUUCACUCGUCUUUAGGAGGAGUGAUGUGCUCUUGCAACACUGUUAGUUUCUCUCUGUAUUUUGGCAAUCCAGAGAUCAUUCUUCACAGGAACAACUGUACUGGAUUAAUCUGCUAUCCUAUCUUGAAGUCUAAAGCUCUUGGAUCCUGGUAUGUGACAAGACCAUUGUUUCAAUCCUGCUUGUUCCCCAGGGCUAAGCAGUAGUUGACAGCAGAUGCUCUAUUCUUAUUCUUUUUUUAUAGGCAAGUGUAUCAGGUUACUUCUUAGGUCAGCUCUCUCAGUGGGGAUAAUGUUUUGUGUAGCUUUUUCUUCCAUGAAUGUACCUAAUUUUUUAAAACUCUUGAGUCCGUGUAUGGUUUUUGAAUCAACAAGCAUCACCAUAUAUCUUGUAUUGUGUGAAUAACUCAUUCCUUAGUUCUGUUUUGAACCUGUUAUCUGAGAACUUCAUAUGAUACCCCUGUUUUCUGUAGUAGGAGGGACAGAAUUGUUUGGCUAUUUCCCAAACAGUUUGAUAUGAGUUUAGAAUCUUUAAAAUCAAGCUAAUAUGUUCAGUCAAUACUUGCCUGGGCAGGAAAAGAAUUUUAGCUUUCAUUUUUUCAUUUUCUUUCUUUGUUCCUUUGUGUAAAGAUAUAAACUAAUAUCUGGCAGUGAAGCUGAAGGCUUCCUCAGCUGACUCCCAGUGAAGGCCAUCUUUGCCAUAGGAGUUACCAUUUCGGAAGAAGUCCUGUGACUCCUGGGGAGCAAGUGAUCUAACCAGACAGAGACAGUCAUCAAUCGUAGGUUUUGACUUGCUACUUCAGUCAGGUAUUUUCAUUUACAAAUGGUAUAGUUACAAGAAGUAAUUUUUAUUUAAUGCUGUCUUUAGCUGUGCUUCCUUUGCAGUUGUUACCUUGUAGUAGAUAAAAUUUCAUGCAGAAUUUUGUUCAAGCAAACAUUAACUUCUGAGUUGCAUAAUUUGCUCAGACACUUCAUGUAGGCUCUAAAGGUAACUGUAAAAUAGUGAUGAUGACUUUAGGAAAUAUUUGUAGGUGUUAUGCAUUAUCUGACUAAUCUUAUUUUUCCUGAACCUUUCUUUUGCUGUCUUUUUUUUUUUUUUUUUUUUUUGGCAGAAACCGAGAUUCUUAAAUAAUGGAAUCACUGGAGGGUUGAGGUUGGAAGGGACCUCUGGCGAUCAUGUAGUUCAACUCCUUUGUUCAAAGCAGGGCCUACUAGGGCAGGUUCCUCAGGACGUUGUCCCCUCAGUUUUUGAAUAUCUCCAAAGGCAGAGACUCCACAGGCUCUUUGGAAAACAGGGCAGUAUUUGAAGACUUGACAAAUGCAUCCCAGGCUGAAAAACUGCACUUCUCCUCCACUUCCUCCUUUAGAAAACUGACUUCUUUAAAGAGAGGUAAGAGAGAAGCUAUAGAAGUAAGAAAAUGUUGGGAUCAGAACGAGGUGUGGUGGAAGAAUGGCUGUCAGAAUUCAAGGCAUUACCUGAAACACAAAUUUCCAGCUAUGCAGCUACAUUGCACCGAAAAAAAACAUUGGUACCAGCUCUUUAUAAAGUUAUUCAAGACCCAAAUAAUGAGCUCCUGGAGCCUGUUUGCCACCAGCUCUUUGAACUAUAUCGCAGUUCUGAAGUUCGGCUGAAGAGGUUCACAUUGCAGUUUUUGCCAGAGUUGAUCUGGGUGUAUCUGCGUCUUACUGCCAGCAGGGAUAGGCAAAGUAAUGGUUGCAUUGAAGCAUUGCUGCUUGGCAUUUACAACUUGGAAAUUGCUGACAAAGAUGGAAACAACAAAGUUUUAUCUUUCACCAUCCCUUCAUUAUCUAAACCCUCCAUAUAUCAUGAGCCUUCUACAAUUGGAUCCAUGGCUUUAACUGAAGGAGCUCUCUGUCAGCAUGAUCUCAUCAGGGUAGUUUACAGUGAUCUUCAUCCUCAAAGAGAAACCUUCACAGCACAGAACCGGUUCGAGGUGCUGAGCUUUCUCAUGCUGUGCUACAAUUCUGCUAUUGUCUAUAUGCCUGCCUCUUCUUACCAAUCACUUUGUAGGAUGGGUUCCAGGCUGUGUGUGAGUGGAUUUCCACGGCAGCAUGAGAAACGCUGGAAAGAACACUGUGGUAGAGUGGUGUUGGACCCUGACUUCAUGGUGCAGCUGCUCACAGGUGUCUAUUAUGCCAUAUAUAAUGGUCAAUGGGAUCUUGGUCAGGAGGUAUUGGAGGACAUAAUUUACAGAGCACAGCUUGAACUUUACUCACAGCCUCUGUUGGUUGCAAAUGCCAUGAAGAACUCACUGCCCUUUGAUGCUCCUGAUGCAUCACAAGAAGGCCAGAAGGUACUGAAAGUAGAAGUUACUCCAACAGUGCCAAGGAUUUCUCGGACUGCCAUUACAACAGCUUCUAUCCGUCGUCACCGCUGGAGGAGAGAAGAUGGCUUUGACUUCUCAAACGAGGCUGACUCAAGCAUACCUGGCUCACCGAUCCAACACGGCUCCACAGACCUAGGGAUCAAACGUGAGCAAGAGGGGGAGGUGCUGAUGCGCAGGACCCCUGAGCAUGGCUUCCUGGAGCCCACCUUGGCAGCAGCCACAACAGAGGAUGCUGAAGGUGUAAAUGGAAGAGAGGAAUCUGUGAACCUUAAUGAUGCUGAUGAAGGAUUUUCAUCAGGAGCUUCCCUCAGCAGCCAGUCAGUUGGGACCAAACCUCAAUCAUCUGUAUCCCAGAAGGGCAGCUUAAGGAAAACAGCAAGUGGAUGUUCUGCUAAGGAUAAAGAAACCUCUUCUGCAGCAAAAUCCAAUGAGAGCCCUCGAGAUUCAGUAGCUCGGAAGCAGUACAUACACCAAUCCACUGACCUUGGUACAGAUAUAAUUGAGAUGACACCUACUAAGAAACACCUCAGCCUGCCUGCUGGGCAGGUGGUGCCAAAAGCCAACAGUUUGAGCCUGAUCAGGACCGCCAGUGCUUCCUCCAGUAAAUCAUUUGACUACGUCAAUGGCAGUCAAACAGGCUCCAGUGUUGGCAUUGGUACAGAAGGUGUUACCAGUCUAGCCGCUGGCAACAGCAAUCGGUUUUCAACUAUCAGCCUACAGGAGGACCGACUAGGCCAAGCUGGGGAAGGUAAAGAUCUUUUCCCCCCAGGAGCUCCCUUAACAAAGCAGUCUCGAUCUCCAAGUUUCAAUAUGCAGCUGAUAUCCCAGGUGUAACUUUAUCUCCCUUCAUUAGGACUCCCUCUUUCCCCUAAAUCCCCAGGCAAGUUCAUCCUUAGGCAAAACAAGAACCAUCAUCCUGCAGUGUGAAAAUACUGACUGUUGUGAUCUUGUUUGAUUUGGUCUAGCUAUCAUACCAUAUUACUGAAACAGCAAUAAUUCUUCCCUCACCUUCAUUUCCCCCCCUUGUAAAGAUGGUUGUGAAGCAGUAUAUAAUGUACUGUAUGCCUAUUUCCAUGCCUUCCUUUCUCCUUGGGUGACGUGCAAUCCAUCGUAGGCUGAUCAGUCCCAUUUCAACACUGUGAGACUGGAGACACCAACGGAAAUGGUGAAUGUGAUCCCUAUGAGAUGAUGCUUUGGCUCUGUUAAGAAAUAGAAACGGGUUCGUUUUCUCGGUCUACAGUACUGCAAAGACUACUGGAUCAUGACUUUUCUUUCUCAGAACCAGGAGUGCCUCAGAGAUUCUGAUGUGACUUUGGACCUCUCUGAGUUUGUGCAAUCAAUUCUGGGGAGGGGAUCGUCAUUGCUGCUCCUGGCUGCUUACAGCACUUUUUCAUUAAAAUGAGGGUAGAUUUUUCUUGCCUGCCCCCGGUCUCUCAUCCCAGAAGCUUUUGAUGUUCAGCAACUGAGACAUGCAUAUUAACAAGUUGUUUUCCCUCAGAGAGAGGAUUGUAAGUAGAUAAUGUAGGUUACAAUGCACUUCUAAUGGCGUUGUAGCCAUAUGUAAUGUUACAUGUCUUCCCUUCCAGGACACAGGGUCAUUCUGCAUGUAGACUAAAAUCUAGACAAGAUCAUGCUGUUAAAGCAAUUUGGUUUGUAAAUGGGAGGGAGACACUACUUUCCCAGGAACUAAUGGCUAGCUUUGCUCCAUUUUUGUUAUUGGUGUUCUUGUUGUUGUUUUUCUUGUGAGGUGGUGAUCACUGAGAUGAAAGGUGUAUUCGGGUAAAGAGUAUUUCUCAGGCUGCUUUCUAUGGUGUCAUGGAUGUUAGACAUCCCCAACUCUCUCAGCUGCUUUCUCAGUGUCCCUAAAUUCAAUCAUGGAGUCACUUUAAGAAUCUUGCAGUCCAGACAGACCAUCUUCUUAAGGGGCUGUCUCAGGGAUAGAGACAAUAGUUUGCUAGAAACACUGAAGCUUUAAUGUGAAAUGCUUAUCUAGAAACACCGUUUGCACAAAGGGGUACUGAUAGUCCUUUUUUCCAGAAGGAUCACACUUCAUUGCCUUGGUAUAUCUAAUAUGUUAGGUUUUUUAAUUGUUAUUUUAGUGGAUAGGCCCCUUCUCUAGAAAAUGCAAAACUCAUGUCAUUGAGCCAAGCCUUGAAUGUAUAUGACUGGUGUGCAGUGGUCACUGGCUGGUACUUAUGCUACAGAACACUGCGUGGAAGCACAUUUCUAAUUACAUAGGAAAAUGUUUGUCAUCCUCUCUUUCUCUCUGGAUUACUAGAGAGCAAAGGGGAAAGUUCAUCCUGUAUUCUUAAGUAAUGUAUGGUAUCCUGGAAGUUUACAAAUUGUAAAUGCACAGAAAAGUUACAAUCUUCACAUGGGCACUUAGGUUUCACUGUCACUGUGAAGAGUAAACAUAAGCUGUUAAAAAUAGCAGGUUAUCUUUGAAUGACAGAUAGUCAGAAAUUCAGGACAAUAACAUGGUGUAACAUUGCUGGUAUUUUUUUUUUGCUUUUGAGCCUCUUUCAGAUGGAACUUUUUUUUCAAAUUUACAUUAAAAUUCAUUUAAAUAUUUGACAUGUUUUUGUGCUUUGACAAGUCACUUUGGCAGUCUAAUCUUCAGAUCUCACAUUCAUAAAGAAGUGAAUUAAAUGGCAGCUGGACUGAUGCAGAAAUUUAGUUAGAGUAAAUAGAAUCAUCAGAAAGAAAGCCUUACUGUUUCAAAAUUGAAGCUAAUCUUUAAAGGCCACCAGAGAUAGAACUAAGGUAAAGGUGAGAUUAAAUUGAGGGAUUUUCUGUAAGAAUGUCAAAAGCUAUAUAUGAUUUGACUCUGCUUAAUUUAUUUUGUCAAGUUUUGCUGGUGGAGACAAUUGGCAGGUCACGGUUGUGUAGAAAUUCACUUGCUAGUUUGUUUCCUAAAAAUGCAAAUUUGUUUUGUAGAGACCAUCAUAAAGGGAAUUUUAUUUAAGACCCAUCAUGGUAAAUUGGUAAGGACCAAAUGGUUAGCUUAAAUCUUUGGGAAAGAAAAGGUUGGGAUUAUCAGCUGUAUUUUGAAGAAUUACUAUACUUUUAUUAUGCCUCUGCCUUUAAAAAAUGGGAUUGCUCAUUAGCAAGGUUCUCUAGUUUCUGAUUUUACCAUUAUAAACAUUCCUAUAGAUGUUUUUGGACGCUUAAAUUAGGUCAAAUUUCACAAAACAAUUUUUAUACCCUUAUGGGUGGGGUUACACACAAUUAAACUAUUUCAGGAAAGUGAGCCAACCCACUGACUCCAGAUGGGGAAGUCAAAUGUACAUGUAUAAAUUUGUAGUUAAAUCUUUAGUCAAAUUAUAAUUUAAAAUAUUUUUGCAGUUCUUGUGUUGAUGAUGUGCCUUUUGUUAUAGUUAAAUGCAUUGUAUUUUGUUUUCUUCUUGUGUAUAUAUAUUCCUACCUGCACGAAGCUUUAAAAAGAGUUAAAAUUUAUCUCUAUUAAAAACUAUAUAUAGUUUUUGCUAUGUGCUACAUCCAUAGCUUAUCAAAAUUACCAUUUCAGUGCAGUGUUUCAUUUGUGGGAGCUUUUGUCGUUCUUCAGACAUGUGCUGAUCAACAUGUCUUACAAAAUGAGUCAUCACAUCUACAAAACAGCUGAAAUAACAGGCUUUGCCAGUGCUGUUUAUCACGUUUAUCUUUAAUGUUUCUACAUGUCUCAAACUAUGCCAAGGUGUGUCAAGAUGUAAUGAAACUUUAUACAGUGAUGCCCAGUACACUUGAAAGUAUUCUGGCAGUAAUAAAAUUAGAAAUGUCUGGGAUGUGGGCUGAGAGAAUAAUGUGUUCUUUAUGAAAAUGUGUUAAAUACUAAACAAAGUACAAAACAUGCUCAAAUGUUCUCAUACCUGUGACAAAUAUCUAGACUUAAACAUCUUUAUCCUGAAUUCACUCAGCUGUGUCUUGUUUUUAGAACAUUUGGUACUCAACCUGAGACACUAGAUCUAGAUUUCUGCACCAUUUCAGCGCAGCUGCAGCAUUAUACAAGAAGGUCAAAAAGCAGAACACUACUUCUUUUUUCCCCUGUGCAUGUGCAUGUGUGCACAUACUUUUAAUUCUUAGGUGAGGAGGUCUGAGGGAUAUAUAUAGAUGUAUAUACACAUGUAAGUAGGGAUAAAUUAAUUAUUCCUUGAUAAAGUUUUUACCAUAUUAUGCUGCCAUUUUGCCACUCAUUUUUCUUGGGCUUAAUAAGAAAAUAUAAAAUGUUGGGGUUGCUGACUCAACCCCAUUGCUUAGCCUUUUCAGGGGUUUAUUUUGAGCUGCUUUUGGUUGAAUGUUGAGCCUCUUUUUGUUUUCAUCCUGUGGGCAGCAAAACAGUGAGGUAAAAAUGCCUAUAACAAUGAAUGUUGCAAGAUGAAGUUUUAAAUGGCUUUAUUAUUCUUUCGAUUUGGAGACUUUUUAUAUCACUGUCUGUUUUAAGUGCAAAUUUCUUUGAACACCCUUUCUGAUGUGAAUUUGAGAAAAAUUUUAGCAGCCUGCUUCAUUCUGUAAUGCUGAACGUUGUUGCAGCCAGUAAGCAUUAGAUGUAGUACUUGUAGUGUGCAAGCGUGUUGGUCUCAAUUACUUAAAUCUAAAAUUUCCAACAUACUCCUGCUAGCUUUAACAUAAUUAAAUUCAUUUGUUUUGACAGCAAAAGAGUGAGG
Molecule: messenger RNA, 9465 nt
Organism: Cygnus olor (mute swan)
Lineage: Eukaryota; Metazoa; Chordata; Aves; Anseriformes; Anatidae
Gene: HYCC2
Product: family with sequence similarity 126 member B
Exons: 14
Coding region: 3875-5638 (587 amino acids)
Biological process (GO): phosphatidylinositol phosphate biosynthetic process; protein localization to plasma membrane
Cellular component (GO): plasma membrane
Source: RefSeq, a predicted model, not a curated record